This is a messenger RNA of Lutzomyia longipalpis, 1544 nucleotides long. It is a transcript of the gene sgl, whose product is annotated as UDP-glucose 6-dehydrogenase. NCBI's taxonomy places the organism in Eukaryota, Metazoa, Arthropoda, Insecta, Diptera, Psychodidae. Bases 1 to 1437 code for a protein of 478 amino acids. The record is from RefSeq and is a predicted model, not a curated record. Gene Ontology annotation, biological process: glycosaminoglycan biosynthetic process. The transcript has 3 exons. Gene Ontology annotation, cellular component: cytosol; nucleus. Gene Ontology annotation, molecular function: NAD binding; UDP-glucose 6-dehydrogenase activity.
AUGAUCUCAAAAGUUUGCUGCAUUGGUGCAGGAUAUGUGGGAGGACCCACAUGUAGUGUCAUGGCCCUCAAGUGUCCAGACAUCCAGGUGACUGUGGUGGAUCGCAGUGCAACACGAAUUGCACAAUGGAAUUCGGAAAAACUGCCAAUCUAUGAGCCAGGCUUAGAUGCCGUGGUAAAGAAAUGCCGCGGGCGGAAUCUUUUCUUCUCCACGGACAUGGAACCCGCUAUCCGGGAAGCGGAUCUAAUUUUUAUCUCUGUCAACACUCCCACGAAGACCUCAGGUCGGGGUAAGGGACGCGCUGCUGAUUUGAAAUUCGUAGAAAAUUGCGCGCGGAUGAUAGCUGAAAUUUCCCAGAGCAAUAAGAUUGUGGUGGAGAAGAGUACGGUACCCGUGAAGGCAGCUGAGAGUAUCAUGCACAUUUUGCGUGCAAACCAGAAGCCGGGUGUAAAGUAUGAGAUUCUCUCUAAUCCCGAAUUUUUGGCUGAGGGAACAGCCAUUAGGGAUCUCAUACAACCCGAUCGUGUUCUCAUUGGGGGUGAGGAGACCCCAGAUGGACAGAAAGCAAUUGAGACGCUGUGCUGGAUCUACGAACAUUGGAUUCCAAAGGAGAAUAUCCUUACGACGAAUACAUGGAGUUCUGAGCUAUCGAAAUUGGCGGCAAAUGCCUUCCUGGCACAGAGAAUCUCCAGCAUAAACUCUCUAUCGGCCGUGUGUGAGUCCACAGGGGCUGAUGUGAGUGAAGUGGCACGUGCUGUGGGCCUCGAUUCGCGGAUUGGAUCGAAAUUUCUACAAGCUUCCGUGGGAUUUGGUGGGAGUUGCUUCCAGAAGGACAUUCUCAAUCUUGUCUACAUCUGUGAGGGUUUGAAUCUACCCGAAGUGGCUGCCUACUGGCAACAAGUGAUUGACAUGAAUGAAUUCCAAAAGUCUCGCUUCACGCAGAAAAUCAUCGAGAGCCUCUUCAAUACGGUCUCGGAGAAAAGAAUUGCCAUCCUUGGGUUUGCCUUCAAAAAGGACACAGGAGAUACGCGUGAGACACCCGCUAUUGCGGUAUGCAAGCAACUCCUUGACGAAGGAGCGCAGCUCAGUGUGUACGAUCCAAAAGUGGAGCCACAUCAGAUUGUUCUGGAUCUCACUCAGCCACGGGUGACGGACAAUCCGGAAGCUGUUCAGGAAGCAGUGAAAAUACACGCAGACCCGUAUGCUGCCGUACAUGCAACUCACGCUAUUGUGAUUUGUACCGAGUGGGAUGAAUUUAUUGACUUGGACUACAAUCGUAUUUACCAAUCCAUGAUGAAGCCAGCUUACAUUUUCGAUGGGAGGAAAAUUCUUGACCACGAGAGACUUCAGAAAAUUGGAUUUAUUGUUCAGACUAUUGGGAAAAGGAUGCAACCCGGUGGAAGACAGAGAUUCUACGGAAGCAAUCCGCAACUUUAGGCAUAAGGAAAAUUCUGUUUUCCCUAAAAAAUAUCACUGCAAUUUCCUCAUAAAGGACUUUUCUUAUUUUGAAAGGAAAGUAAAUUUUUCCGAGAUAUAAUCGAGAA